GUGACGAAAAGUGGGAGUAAUAAAAUUUUGUAAUUUUAAAAUGUUUGUGACAUAGCGUACUUUAUCUUUUCUUUUAGUUUUAGUAAUAGAGCAGUUUCAUUUUCAUGAAAGGCAGUAUUACCACUUAUCUUAAAUUCAAUUUUCAUUCUUAUCAAUUAAAUGCAAAAAUUUCCUUCAAGUGAAUUGAGUAACAGGUGUACUAGGUUUACAAUAUCUAUUUUUGCGUGGUGGAAUUCAUAUUAAUGCAGUCAUAAAUUUGCAUUUAAUAAGUUAAGAAUUUUCUUACAGGUAGAAUCAUGACAUCUGGAAUUUUUUAUGCUGCUGUAGCCAGGUCUGGCACUAUUCUAGUUAGUAAUCAGAGGACUCCUGGUGAUUAUGAAACUGAAGUUAAUGCUUUUUUACCAAAUAUUCCAGUUGAACGAAAUAUGAAAUCUGGUUAUGUCUCUGGAAUCAUUACAUAUCAUAUUCUUGUUGAAGAUCUGCUAAUUUAUAUUUGUGCAGCUGAAACAGAAUUUGGAAAAAAUAUUCCUUUUGCAUUCUUAAAAGAAAUAAAGACAAGAUUUACAAGUGGAAGUCUUGCUAUAAGAGCUCUUACUGCUACUGAACAUGAAUUUGACAGAGAUUUUAGCUAUAUUUUGAAGGACCAAAUGAUUAAAUACAGUACAGAUGCACCCGUUGAUGGUGUGGGAAGAGUAAAGAAACAAGUUGAAGAAGUUAUGUCUGUAAUGAGUGAUAAUAUUGAGAAAGUUGUUGACCGUGGAGAAAGACUUGAAUCCCUGCUAGACAAGACAAAUGAACUUGAACUCUCAUCAACCCAGUUCAGUGCAACUGCAAAGAAGGUACGGCGCCACAUGUGGUGUAAAAAUUUCCGAAUGUGGUUAAUACUUAUUGGAGUUGCUGCAGUUGUAGUAACUCUUAUAAUAUUAUUAGCCACUAAUGUUAUUCCAGUUAGGAGUUAGUUUAUUGCUACUUAAUCAUUCUGCUCAACAUUUGGUGCAAUAUAUUUUUGCCUUACAUUCCUAGUACUGAUAAAAAUAUAUUUUGAUAUUUCUGCCAUUUAAGAAUGCUGUGAAAAAGUACAAUUUUCUAAUAUUUUUAGAAAAAUUCUGCAGCACAGAAGUAUUCAUUUUCAAUACUUCUCUAUCAACAUAUAUGAAUGUAAGAAUCAUUUAUAGAAUUGUGUGUACAUUGUAAACAGAGCUUAAUCUAUUUAUCUUAUGCUAUUUUAAAGAUUAUAUUGUAAAUUAUGUUUGAUUUAACAUUAACAUGAUCAUACUUUUAAGCUAAAUUUUUAAAUAAUCAAUCUUUUUGUUUGUUUGUUAGUAGUAUUGGAAAAUAAAGAUAGAUCUUUCCUGUUAAAAUUUACACCUGAAAAUCUUUGAUUUAAGAAAAGAGAUAAACAGUAUAAUUUACAUUUUGCUUUGUAAUAUUAACAAUAAUCAGUUUAAAUUGUUAGUAAUAACAGUAAUAAUUCUUGAUUUUUAAGCUAUUCAUACAUUCAAUUUUAGAAAUUAUUGAUUCCAGGCAUGUUUAAAAAGCUCAUAUAAUUGAUAAAAUAGCUGGCAUUUCAUUUUUUAAACUGUCAAAGAAUAAAUGUUGCUUAUAAAAUGAGGAGAGUUAUAUCCUGUUGCAGCUUCCAUGGUAUUUUCAUUAGCUGUUACAGCAUUAUGGCAUUUUGUAAAUUUCAUAACUUUAAAAUUUCUACUUCAGAUUUAUAUGUGAGAGAAAUUUUUUUAAGUCAUUGCACAUGUGAGUCAUUCAAAUAUUUAUUUCUAUAAAUUAUAAUAUACAGAUUCCUGUUAUUAAAAUAUGAUAGUUAAAAUAUAAAUGUUUGCUAAGUGUUAUAAAAUAUUCCACUGCAAAACAUUCCAUAUUUUCUGUAUAGCAAACUAAUAUUUACUUCAUACUGAUAUGUAAUAUUUUCUUAUAAAAUAAAUGUAAUUUAUAAGUCUUUA
Messenger RNA from Stegodyphus dumicola, 1955 nucleotides. Its product is annotated as vesicle-associated membrane protein 7-like. Lineage: Eukaryota; Metazoa; Arthropoda; Arachnida; Araneae; Eresidae. Gene Ontology annotation, biological process: vesicle fusion; exocytosis. The record is from RefSeq and is a predicted model, not a curated record. Gene Ontology annotation, molecular function: SNAP receptor activity; SNARE binding. Gene Ontology annotation, cellular component: SNARE complex; membrane.